This is a messenger RNA of Chara braunii, 1240 nucleotides long. NCBI's taxonomy places the organism in Eukaryota, Viridiplantae, Streptophyta, Charophyceae, Charales, Characeae. The record is from the annotation of a GenBank genome assembly.
UGGAUCCGAUGUCCGAUGUGUAUCUGCAACGCCCCAGCGACCUUCCAGCGAGCCAUGAACGUGGUUUUUCAGAAUUUCGUGUGGAAGACUCGUUUGGCGCAGAGCAUCAUCAACUACUGCGUAAUUGUGUACGUGGAUGACAUCUUGGUGUACUCGAGUUCCUAUGAGGGACACGUGCAGCACAUCGAAUGGGCACUGCACGCGUUACGAGAUGCGGGUUUCAAAGUGACGCUCGAGAAGUGUCAGUUUUUUCUUACCACCAUUUCCUUCUUGGGACACGUGGUGACAGACAAGGGACUCCAACCGGAGCCGCAGAAUGUGGCAGCUGUCAGGGAUGCGCCGGUGCCUACAACCAUCACGCAAGUUCGCGCCUUUCUGGGCCUAGCCUCGUACUACCGAAGAUUUAUCAAGGGCUUCACGGCGAUUGCGGGACCCCUUACGAAUCUGCUGCGCAAAGAUCAGUCGUUGAUCUGGACGCCGGAAUGCGAUCAAGCGUUUUCCAAACUCAAGGCCGCUCUCAUUUCGGCUCCGGUCCUUAUAAGACCGGAUCUCGAAAAACCUUUUAUUCUCAUCACUGACUGGCAGCCAGAGGCAAUUUCAGCGAUCCUUGCCCAGGUGGGAUCAAGCGGACUCGAGACCGGGGCGCAGAGUGAUGACAGUCCUGCUCCGCACGUUCUCAAGCGGUCAUUGGAUCCAUAUCUUCAGUGGACUGCGUGCUUGGAGGAGCCCAGGGACGAAGAUACGCUGUCGUCGCGACAGGAGUAUCUGAAGCCGUACGAUAUCGUCCCUCACACCUUCUAUCCGAGGGCAGAGGAAGUGGUGAUCGACGACGACGACGAAGAGGACGAAGACGAGGAAACAUCGGAGGAGGGAAGCUAUAGCGAGUAUAGCGAGGGCGAGCUGAGUGAAGAAGAAGAAGAAGAGGAGGGAGAAGCAGGAACUGAGUCUGAGUGGGAAGCUUUGCCAGAGGAAGCGGCGCGCACGGGAACGGAGGCGGAAGAUCCGAAAGCAGCGCGAAAGCGCGAAGAAAUUGCCACAGGGAAACGUCAGCUGGAGUUCGCUAGCGGAGCCAGCCUGAGCAUCGAUAACGAUCGGACCAGAGAUCUGGAGCCGCCAAAGCCCGAAGAUGGCGACCCUGCAGCCGCCACCUCAAGUGCCGCGUGACGGAGAUAGAGCCGAUCCCCCUCCUCCUCCAGCCCCACCCGUCCCCCAAUUCGCCCACGUACCGAUGCGGGCGAUA